Messenger RNA from Oryza sativa Japonica Group (Japanese rice), 891 nucleotides. RefSeq names its product glycine-rich RNA-binding protein 2. Lineage: Eukaryota; Viridiplantae; Streptophyta; Magnoliopsida; Poales; Poaceae. The record is from RefSeq and is a predicted model, not a curated record.
UUCGCCACGCAGCAACACCACUUGCACCACCGCCCCUCGUCUCAGCUCAUCUCCUCGUCAAACUUCGCUUUCCCCAAAGUCUUCCUCUUCCCUCCUCUCUCUCUCUCUCCCCCAUCUCCAUGCCGCCAUAAGUAUCAGCAGCAUCGCACCCGGAAUCGGAAUCCCCAAACCCAACCCCAUCACCCCCCAACAACAAGAGAUCAUCGAAGCCCCAACAAGUCGCAUGACAUCCAUGGCGACGCCGCCGCCCAAGACCCUCCUCCUGCUCGUCCUCGCGCUAUCCGUCAUCCUCGUCUCGGCCACCGCGUUCCACCACCACCACCACCACGACGGAGGAGCCGAAGCUGGAGGAGGAGGAGGAGGGGGAGGCGGGUUCUUCGAGGUGCCGUGGUUCGGCCCGCCGGGGGGAGGCGGGUGGGGGGCGUGGGGAGCCGGCUACGGCGGCGCCGGAGGACACGAGAUGGCGCGGCCGUCGACGGUGUGCAUGGAGAAGGGCGCCUGCUACAAGAAGCGGCUCACCUGCCCGGAAAAGUGCUUCAAGUCCUUCAGCUUCAAGGACAAGCACGGCGGCGGCGGCGGCGGCGGCGGCGGGUGCAGCUUCGAUUGCAACAAGUGCGAGGCCACCUGCUAAUUAAUCAAACCGAAUGAUCCAUGGAUGGCGAAGAAUCGAUGGCCCUCUCUACUGAAACUGAUGGAUGUGUAUGGUAUGGGGUGUUGAAUUAAUCGUCAGUUAUUAGAGUUUUGUUAAUUAGCUACUUACUGAAUGGAAUGGAAUGUAAUGAAAUAUAUUUUGGUGAGCUGCGAGAGUCUGUAAGUAUUCAGGUGUGUGUGUGGUGUUCUUGAUGAUAAUGAUGAAUAAAACGAGAGGAAUUCAUCGAUUCUUUGACCGUA